Molecule: messenger RNA, 963 nt
Organism: Podarcis muralis (Common wall lizard)
Lineage: Eukaryota; Metazoa; Chordata; Lepidosauria; Squamata; Lacertidae
Source: RefSeq, a predicted model, not a curated record
GCCAUUCUGGGGCUUCAUUGGCAAGGACCUUGAAGGCUAGGCAGUGAACACCAUGCGGGUUUUAAUGCUUUUCCCCAUAAGUCUCUUUUUCUGGAUCCAAGAUGCCAGAGGGGACGUUGUGGUGCUGACUCAGUCUCCAGAAUCACUCUCCUUAUCCAUUGGAGAUACGGUUACAAUUAAAUGUCAGACCGUUCUCAACAUCGAUGAUGAUAUCAACUGGUACCAGCAGAAACCAGGGCAACCUCCGAAACUCCUCAUCGCCGAAGAGCAUAAACGCCAAAGUGGGGUUCCGGAUCGGUUUAGCAGCAGUGGCUACGAUACAGAUUUCACCUUCACCAUUAGUAACUUUGAAGCUGAUGAUGCUGGAGAUUAUUACUGCCAGCAAAGCGACCGCUUUCCUCUGCACACACUGUGUUACACUUUCGGUGCCGGGACCAAGCUAGAAGUGAAACGAAGAGAAGAUUCCACCCCAUCGGCACUCAUUUUCCCACCCACGCCGGAGCAACUUAAAAUGGAUUCAGCCACUGCCGUGUGCCUGGUCAGCCGUUUCUACCCGAGCAACCUGACCGUGGUCUGGAAAGUGGACGGCACUCCCGUCACUGAGGGUGUCCAAACCAGCCCCCCAGCAUCAGAUACAGACAACACCUAUAAGCUGAGCAGCACCCUGACAUUCCCUACAUCGGAUUUCAACACCCACGAAUCAUACAGUUGUGAAGUGACGCACAAAACGUUGUCCAGUCCUCUUGUGAAGAGUUUUAAGAGGUCUGAGCUUUCCAGAUAGGCCCCUCUAUAAAGCAGGAUCUUCAUUUACUGGUCCAUUUAUGGUCAUUCCCCUGUUUACCAUCCGUACCAGAAAUCCCCCUAGUAUUAUGACUGUAGGAAAUAUCUCAUAUUGCAUGUCCUUUCUCUGCAGUCUGUAACUUCUUCCAUGACCUUUUUUCCUCUUACUGAUAUCCCGUUAAC